Messenger RNA from Drosophila persimilis, 3677 nucleotides. It is a transcript of the gene sktl, whose product is annotated as phosphatidylinositol 4-phosphate 5-kinase type-1 alpha. Gene Ontology annotation, molecular function: phosphatidylinositol kinase activity. The record is from RefSeq and is a predicted model, not a curated record. The transcript has 2 exons. Gene Ontology annotation, biological process: phosphatidylinositol metabolic process. Bases 562 to 3021 code for a protein of 819 amino acids. Lineage: Eukaryota; Metazoa; Arthropoda; Insecta; Diptera; Drosophilidae.
CAGUGAAAUUUGUGAAGAUUUGUUUUUGAUUGAUUUUCGUUGUGUUUGGCCAUUUUUGUGGUUUUUUCGGCGAUUGUGGAAGUGUCCGUUCGUGUGUGUUUGAGGUGCGGCUGUGUGUAUGUGUGGAAAACGCCAAAAUGCGCUGGCCGCUGCGGCUCUGAACAGGAAUUUGUCGAUUGCCGCACGUGACGUCAUCAGAAGUCUCAUCUCCACACACAUACGCACAGGGAACUCGUUGAGUUUGCUGUAAAAAUAAUGAAAGCAGUCUGUGAACGUCGGCUGGAAAAGGGAACAUCAACAAGAAAGACAACUACAAGAGGGACAGGAAGAACCACCACCCCAACAACAAAACACACAAGAGAAGGAGGAGAACAGAACGCGCCUUGAUCAUCAGCAGAUACACAAAGAGAGCGAGCGGAAGGAAAAGAGAGAGCGAGAGAGAGAAACAUUGCCUAAAAUUGAAUUUACUGCUGGAUUUCGUCUGACCUUUUGCCAACACACCCCCUUCCCCUUCCUCGGGCAGUUGCUGUAAAGAGAGAGACUAUAAAGAGAGACAGAGCGAUGGAUACCCGUGUGGAGCUCGAACUCCGGCCGAUAGGCGACGAGAAUCUGAAACCGGAACUGCAACUGCAACCUGAGGAGUCACAAUCGGAUCCCAAGAUGGAAACCGAAUACGAAGCAGAAGCGGAGCUGGAAUUGGAAGAGGGAGAGGCAGAGCAGAAGCAUUUGCUGACCCCCAAUCAUGCCUUGGCGACCAGCAGUUUGGGAAACUCCAUCCAUGACCUGCAGGCCAGCCCAAGGACUCCGACGCCGACAUCGACACCGCCGCCACCGCUGUUAAAUGUGCUGCCCGGCACCUCCAGACAGCUGUUCCGGGAUGCGGCUUUGGCCCACGGAGGCCUGGAGUCGACGUCCCUGCUGCAGCAGGAGCUGCAGAGCAUCGCGGGAAACCAGACGCCGGCGAACAAGCUGCGGAGCGCCAGUUCCACGCUGGACGCAAGCGUGUCGCGUAAUCCGUCGACCACGGGCGGGAAGCAGGACAAGAAGAAGAUCGGCCACCGGCGCGUGGCCGAGGGCGGGGAGGUGACCUACAAGAAGAUCCAGUCGAAGCAGAUCAUGGGCUCCAUCCAGCUGGGAAUCCAGCACACGGUGGGCAGCUUGGCCAGCAAGCCGAAGCGGGAUCUGCUGAUGAACGACUUCUGGGAGAUGGAGACCAUUUCGUUCCCGCCCGACGGCUCCUCGAUCACGCCGGCGCACCACUAUAGCGACUUCCGGUUCAAGGUGUACGCCCCGAUAGCCUUCCGCUACUUCCGGGACCUUUUCGGGAUCGCGCCCGACGACUUCCUCAUGUCGAUGUGCGCCUCGCCGCUCGUCGAGCUGUCCAACCCGGGAGCCUCCGGGUCCAUAUUCUACCUCACGGACGACGACGAGUUCAUCAUCAAGACUGUGCAGAAGAAAGAGUGCGAGUUCCUGCAAAAGCUUCUGCCCGGCUACUACAUGAAUCUCUCCCAGAAUCCGCGCACGCUGCUGCCCAAGUUCUUUGGGCUCUACUGCUUCCACUACAACUCGAAGAACGUGCGCCUGGUGGCCAUGAACAACCUGCUGCCGUCGGACAUCAAGAUGCACUGCAAGUACGACCUGAAGGGCUCCUCGUUCCGGCGCAAAGCCUCCAAGGCGGAGCGCCAGAAGGCCAGUCCCACGUUCAAGGACCUUGACUUUGCCGAGCACCACCCGAACGGCAUCUUCCUCGAGACGGAUAAGUACAAUGCUCUGAUGCGCACCAUCCAGCGCGACUGCAUGGUCCUGGAGAGCUUCCAGAUCAUGGACUACUCGCUCCUGGUGGGCAUCCACAACCUGGAUAUCGCAGCCAAGGAGAAGCGGGAGGAGCGCAUUCGGAAUGCACGUGCCAAGCUGCAGCGAAAGGAGAGCGCCGCCCAGACCGCCUCUUCUAACGUCCACCUGGACGACGACGCCCCCGAGGCGGACCAGAACCAGCUGCAUGCAGUGGCCUCGUACGCCUCCAUUCCGGGCACCUCGGGGGCGGCCCUCAAUCGGACGCGCAGCAUGAACCGCCAGCGCCUGGUGGCCCAUUCCACGGCCAUGGAGUCGAUCACGGCCGACAUGGACGUGACAUUGGAGGAGGACGAGGACGUGCCGGCCGGCGGCAUUCCCGCCCGAUCCGAGAACGACGAGCGGCUCAUCCUGUACAUCGGCAUCAUCGACAUUCUGCAGUCGUACCGCCUGGAGAAGAAGCUGGAGCACACCUUCAAGAGCAUCCUCUACAACGGGGACACGGUGUCCGUGUGCCGGCCCUCCUUCUACGCCAAGCGCUUCCAGGACGCCAUGGCCAAGCAGGUGUUCAAGAAGACGCCCACGUUUCCACUGAAACAUUCCCCCUCCAAGCGCAAGACCUCGGCCAGCCAGCUCCUGCGCACCCCCCAGACGCGCACGCCGGCGCAAAGCACGCCCGCCGGUGGAUCGGGACGGCCUGGUGUCCUCACCAUGAUGUCGGGCAUGUCCACGCCCCCGCCAGCCUUUGACGACAUCUCCGAGGAGGACAUCACGGCCGCCUCCAGCACAACGCUCCAGAAUCGCAGCCAGACGAACAACAACCACGGGGAGGAGCACCAGCCGGAGUUGGGACGCGUCUCUGGCGGCAGUGGCGGUGGCGGUGGUGGAGAGCCGAGCAGCACCUACCACACCCAGUACUCGUACGACAGCUCCGGGCGCACCGGCAGCGCCAUGACCAGCGACUAUAGCGACGACGAGUCCACGGUCUCCAGGUCGCGCUCGCCGUUGCAGCAGCAGCGAACUAGUCACCGCCUCACCAAGACCAGUGUCCAGGUUACGACGGUGGGCUAUGUGGAGGAGCGGCAGCUCUCCAACGCCGGCGGACAGGUAGUGCAUGCGGACACCAAUGGGAAGGUCGGCACGAUGACCACCAGCACCACCACCAAGACGGCCCUCAUCCAGGCGCCCAGCUACACGUCUACGCUGGUGCUCAACGAUUUGCCGCACUAGAAUCGGGAGGGCUUCUAUAGGGCGAACAGGGAACGGGAUCCAGGCUACCGCUGCUUGUGUGUGUGUGUGUGUGUAUCUGUGUGUGCAACCGAUGUGCUCGCGUGCCUUCCACUCUUUUGACUUUGUUGCAAAAAUUGUGUGUUUCGGCGCUCGUUUAUCUUGAUUAAACGAAAACGAAUACGUAUAUUCGAUAUUAAAAUUUAUGUGGCGCCCUUCCUAAUUGGCUGCCUCCGCACCCCCUCUCCUCCUGUAACGCCACCACCAAAAUCCACACCCACACGCCCACACACAGACAGACAGAUGGAGGGGAAGAGGCAACAACAAAUGUUCACCGUUUUUGCCCAUUAAAAUGUAUAAUUAUUGUAUUUUCUUUCAUUCUACUUUUCUGCGACAAUUUUGUAAUUCGUUUUUCCAUUCUAUCUUUUCAAUGACUUUUUGUUGUUGUUGUGCGUGGGGUUUAAUUUUAAAGAAUGGAAAUUAUUGGAAGGGGUCGAAGGAAACGGAGGAAAUGGAACAGGAAAGUGUAGCCAAAACUCAGUUGUUGUCUAUGUUUGCGUACGUCUGUUUGUGUUUCUGUAUUAUAAAGUGCGUUUACGUAUUCUAAGAGAUGCUCAUGUGUAUAUACAUAAUUAACGAGAAUAAAUCUAUAUAUUUUA